Molecule: messenger RNA, 3719 nt
Organism: Gigantopelta aegis
Lineage: Eukaryota; Metazoa; Mollusca; Gastropoda; Neomphalida; Peltospiridae
Exons: 4
Coding region: 611-3148 (845 amino acids)
Source: RefSeq, a predicted model, not a curated record
GCCGGGCCGAUAAGCAGACGACUCGAAGUAUACGACUUGUCGAAGCAUGGUUUGUUUGGAAAAAAUCGGACUUCGACGGAAGAAAUGUCCUUUCUUUGUAAUGCUGGCAACAAGAGUUCUGAUGUAACGUGGAAUGUAAACUUUGUGUGGAUAUAUUACGUACGUGUCUUCAGUGUGAACCUGGGCUGUGGAUCUACCGUGGGAAAGGCACCUCAUGCGUAAAUGUGAAGCAGAUAAGAUGACUGUUGGAAUUUUCGGUUCUGCUGGUUGGGAAACCCGCGGAUUAUCUGGGGGAUAGGCGUGCAGACAAUACAAGGAGUCGGCAGGCGACAGCAGGUUGAUGCUGGGGGUCACAGCACUUGAUAAGUAGUCGACGAAAAAAAUUAGAAGAAUCAUGGAUUACGUGCGGUUCUAGUGUGUGCUUUUGUGCAAGUCAUUAACUUGGACUCGGGAGAGCUUUACUUGCACAGAAUGACAGAUAUUCGUGAUCUGUUUGUUAUGAAAUUAUCAAUAUCGAAGUUUCACUGUGACGCAGUGACAGCCGGGUAGUGACAGUCAGCGUUUGGCACAGAAUCUACCGGUGUUUUAGCGCUCGUACGGAACUACCAACAUGGCUGGAAUAAUUACCAAGAGUACCAGUCUGAAUUCAUUCUGGUCAAUAUGCUACUGUUUCCUGGUGCUCGGAAUCCACGGUUACACCGCGUUCAGGUCCAUCUCCAGGUACCACGAGGCCGGGGCUCGAGCCUGGCCCGGGAGUGGGGGCAACGCCCCGGCGGAGGUUGCGGCCCACGUGGCGCUCAUCGUUCUGUCGUUCCUGUUCCUUCCCAUAUUCGUGUUGACGUCGUUCAUCCGAGUUGGAAACUACGCCAACGACGGUGUCAAGCUUGGACGGGAUCAUGCCUUGAACUCAAACAUGGAGGCGUUGUGCAAGAGGAUCAAAACGCCGUGCGUUAAACGCUUUUGGCAACAUCUCUGCCCCAUUGCCCAGACGUGUCACCUCAUUUCGGCGUUUUUGCUUCUGUUGCCAGAAACGUUCGUGUCGGCGGUGGAGGUGGAGUACGGCUAUAAAACUACAGAUGCCGCCUGGACAUCCGACCUUGACUUCAUGUUUUCUCCAGAGCGAGCUCACAUCAGUGACGUCAGAGCCAGCAUCAACUUCACCAAGUCCCACAACUCCACCUUACUUGUCGUGCCCACGCCCAUGCCGCCAGCUUGGGGCUGGACCAACAGAUACUCCCUAGGGAUCGCCUUCGUCAACUUCACUGCUGCACUGCUGGCUUUUACAGUAAGAUACGCGGCCGUGUUUUGGUACACGAACAAAGUGCUCAGCGCCAUCUUCGGUGUCCAGCUUUUCGCAUUGAGCGUCACGUCGUUGUUUGGCUACAGCGGCGUGUCCAUUUUGUACAGGAUCACGUACAACGCAGACUUCUACUACAACGUCACCCUCUCUUUGGCUUGUCGGACCAUUCUAGUGCUCUACAUAUUCGGUGGGAUCAUCAUGGUUCUAUCAACAAUAACUGUGUUUAAAUACGGAGCUCAUUACUUCGAAGAGAAGUUCAAGAUCGUUGAAAGAAAGCAUCACUCGGAAAGCUACAUCAAACAGACGAUCAUCGUUCACAGUGGCUGUAGCGGCUACGUGCCCCAUUCAUGUGCUGUGGGAGCGCUGGUUCUGAUGGCUGUGUGCAAGGGCCCGAUCCUCUACGACAUGGUCAGUGCGUACAGGGCGACCAAAGACCCGUUGAUUCUCUCGUCCGUCGUCAGUGAGGUGGUGUACAUGAUUAUGUGGAUAGCUCUGUGGUUCGGCUUGACUAUUAAACAGAAGUGGAAAUUUCGAAUUCUGGAUUAUGUUCCUCUGGGUCAGCCUGUCUUCAUGAUAAACACGAACUCUAAGGAGAACAUCAUGAAGAAUCCGUCGUUUGACAAUGACCGCCAGAGUGACUCGUCUUCCGAUCGGCCUCGUAGUCGGCAGCAAAUCGAAUCUCCUCCGGGAUACUUCGAGGCCCUCGCGAACAUUGACGGAAGCGACGAAAAUGAACGAACGCAUUCGGAUGAUAGUACGGAAGAAUUCGAUAACGCCAAUUCUGAUUCGCAACUGACUCUUCCCAAUGGAGGAGUAAUGCGAAAAUCUAAGCUCCGUAAAAAUGGCGGACAGAGGGUGACGUUUGAUGAAUCAGUGAGGAGGACAGUCUCGUCCGAGGAGGGGAGUCUAGGGCGGAGUCGGACACCCGUGGGUGGGAGACCCGCCCAGGACUCGAAACGCGUCAACGUGACGGUUGAUGUCCACAGUGGGGACGGCGAAAGGGUGAGGACUCCAACUCCUGUGCAGCACACAGACACAAGGGCUGAAAAGCCGCAAAACAACACGUCAGUGGCGAAUAACGACGCUGUGGUGCGCAGACAAAACAGCAGUAAAGACACUCUGAACAAGGAGUAUCGUAACAGUAUUAGAAACAAGUGUGGUGAAUAUUACGGCAACGUGAACGAUCUGUCGUCUUGUUCCGAUGAUGUCAGUUCCGGCAUUUCCUCGGAGCCGCUACCCACUCUUAUGUCCUCGUUUCGUGACAAAGUCCGCGAAUCGUCCCUGGCAGCUAACAGUUACAAAGAGCAGCGCAAGCUGUUCGGGAACAAUAACUCGUUUGAGAAAUCCAAAAUGAAACCUUCCAACCUGACUCAGACUCAGCUGGACGAUAACAGCUCCAAAAGGAGGGGGAUCGUGGAGGGAGAGAUAGGCGAGGUGUCGCUAAAAAUCAAUGACAUUCGUCUGGACGAUCUAGGUCCUCUGGGCACCAACUGCAAGAGACAUUCUUCUUGUAACAGCGACAGCACCAGCGGCGCCAGCAGCCUUCCUCUGUCCGCCGACUACACGACGUUGGCGAAUGACAGAAACCUCGUUAACGGUACGCCCUGUCAGGACAGUUCGCUGGACAGAUCCAGCUUGAGGUUUAACCCGAUGGAUAAAGGAGAGUACCUCUUCCCGCGCCCGUUGCAUCUGAACGUGGCGAAGAAGCCGGAGAUUCUAGGAAGGAGGGACUCUGCUAAUUACUCGCUGACGUCAUCACAAGACACGUCAUCGAACGACUCUGAACACGGGCAGGGCCUGUGCAGUCAAAACAAAGCCGCGGCACCGGAAGUUCAGAAGCAAUCUUAAUAUAGAGAUGACGUCGAAUCGUUAUGAACAUACGACAUACAGGAUUCAUCAUUUCUCAGUGUCCUGAUCUGAUAAUCAACUGUGGAUGGAUGGAUGGACGCGUGGACUCCUUCAGAGUUUAUCACAGACAAUAAACACUGUCUGCUUCAUCAAAUCUACUAUGGGCAGUUUUCGCUUCCAACAUACCAAGCUCAUUUUUUUAUUCUGGGUUUUAUCACAUACAUACCCAAAGAAAAUAUCUAUAACAGCAUGCCCUAACGAUAACAGAAUAAUUUAUAUUUCAUGUGUAUGGGUAGAACCACUUUUUUGCAUUGAGCGAUCGAACUAAUAUGAACAGUCAGUCUGUUUGUAAAUGUUCACAAAGAGCUAGGAAGAAAGUACCAAAAAUAACGUGAUAUUUGUUUCACAUAUUAGCUUUUUCUUUUAUCGCAGCUCAGUGACAAGUUUUUGUACAUUUUCAUAAUGACGUAGUUGAGCAGCCAUAAAUAUACUGUAUUGGAAGCAUUUAUUAGAUAUUUAUUAUUCUAAAUAAGCUGCUUGAUGCCACUUUUUGAUUAAAACAAUAAUUAGA